AUGGAGCAAGUAUUUAAAAAGGGAGGGAGUAUAUAGAUUUUGUAUAACAAAGUCAUAUUGCAUGGAACAAUAAUAUACCAAUUGAUUCUCUCUAAAUCUCUCUCACAUUUCUCCUAAUUUUAUAACAGAGUAUUAAACAUGGUUUUUUUUUUUUUUUUUUUUUUGGAUUUUGAGGAAAUUAUGGUGCAAUUAGAAAUUGAAAAAGUGUCUUUUAAAAAAAAAGUAGCUUUAAUUUAAAAUGUAGAAAUAAUCUCUAUUAUCUAAGGUGAAAACAAAACCUUACAAAUCUAAUCAAAGAUCCUACAGUUAUACUGUUAUAGUCAACUUUCCAAUAAUUAUUCAAUUAUAAAAUCAUCUUUAUAACAUUUUUUUUUUUCGUUAUUGUUUUUCAAAUGAAAGAUAAAGUACCCUUUUAUCUUUCUUUUGAUAAACAAUAACGAAAAAAAAAUGUGAAUUACUGAAUUUGCAUCCCAGCUGUUUGAAACUUUGAAAGGUAUGCAUAUCCAAAAUUACACAAACAUGAGAUAAUAUAAUCAAGUGGACCCAAUACUUUCAAAUGUGGGCCCAUAUAAAAAAACCUUUUAAUCAGUAUUUAUAAAAUUUACUCAAUUUUCUCUCUCCUCCUAAUCUUUAGUGGGGUCGCCAAAAUCCCCCAAUUUUUUUUCCAUAAAACCCUGAUUCCUCCGCCGUCAUCUCCACCGGAAACCACCACUAUGAGUUCCGAAACAACCAUCCUUCACAACCUCCAAAACUCCGACCAACCUCAAUUCACGUCACAAGAGUCGCAACAACAACAAUCUUUACCUCUUUCUUUCUCUCUCCCUUUUCCUCCGAUGUCAAUUACUUCUUGCUCCUCCAAAUCAACCACCAACAACACUUCUACGACCGCCGCAAAACUCGCCGUCACCCGUCGCAAACACUCCUCAACCAAAGACCGACACACCAAAGUUAACGGCCGAGGUCGGCGAGUCCGCAUGCCGCCGCUCUGCGCUGCGCGAAUCUUCCAGCUAACGCGCGAGCUCGGCCACCGUACCGACGGCCAGACAAUCGAGUGGCUUCUCCGACAAGCGGAGCCGUCGAUAAUUGCUGCUACUGGUACUGGUACUGUUCCUGCUGUGGCUGAUUUUAGUUCACCGGCGAAAUCAUCUUCGACGAAUGCAAUUGCUGCUUUGCCGCUUUCGAUGGAUAAUGGAUGGCAUUUUCCGUCGCAAACGGUGGGGUUGGAGUUUGGGUAUCGGCAUAUUCCGUCGUUUACUGCGUUGUUGCUGCAGCCCGAUGACGGCGAGAUGAAAAUGAGGUAUCAGCAUGAGGCGCAUGAGGCGCAAGAGCAAGGGGAAGGGGAAGGGGAAGGUAUUGCUAAACAAGAAGUUGAGAAUUAAGGGGUGAUUAAUUAGUAGUAAGUAAUGUAAUUUGAGUUUAAUUUUGUAAUUUUUAGGGGGUUAGGGUAUGAAUUAGCUUAUCGGAUUAGAUUAGAUUUUAGAUUAAAUAUGGUUUUUUUUUUUUUUUUUUAUAACAUUUGGAAUGGGUUGAGGGUGCUGGGAUGAUGUAUUCAUCCGUGUGCUGUGAAAUAUAACUGUGAAGCCCUAUUUUUGUUGGAUUGGGGUUUUUUAAAGGCAUUUGAAAUGCGGUAUGUGAUGUAAAUUUUUGGGGAAGUAUAAAAUCAUAUUUUGGUACCAAAGUUUUUGGGGUAAUUUUACUAAUUUAUGAUGAACACUUGAAUUUUGGGUACUUGCUACUUACACUAAACAACUAAAGUUUUGUAGAUGAUGAUGAUAUAGCAGUAAGAUAAUUUAAGAGCUCAGCUAACCAUUUAAAAUGUGCAUUAGGCGUAAAGUGGGCCAAGAAAUAGACAUCGGAUUGAAAAAUAAAUACGAGUAAUAAUAAAUUAAUAAUGUACAUACAUACAUGUACUUAGCUUUGUUUUUGUAUUUUUUUUUUAAUUAAGUAUAAUAUAAGGACCUCACUUUUACAAUUUUUGACUUUUAAAGGCCUCUCCCUUGUUUUCCGCAAUUUCUUCCUUACUCUCGGAGUAUCGUGAGCAAGGUACUUCGGGUUCAAAAAGACAACACUUUCAGCUCUUCUUCUAGCAUCCCCUCCUUCUUCCUGAUUUGCUCCCUUUUCUUCCUGAUAUGCUCUGUUUCCCUUUAUUUUCUUUCAAUCGUAAUGAACUUAAUCCUCUUUUUUCCAAUUGCAAAUUUUUUGUUCAGAUUUUUCUCUCAAUCCAAUCAAUCACUCUUUCUCCUCUUUUCAUCAAUUAUACUCCUAAAUUGAAGAUGAUUUUGCAAAAUUUGAUGUGUAUCUACGCCGAUGAUGUUCGAUUUGUAUCAGCUUGGCUUCAUCCCAAACCAUGGC
Chenopodium quinoa (quinoa) is the source of this 2352-nucleotide messenger RNA. Its product is annotated as transcription factor PCF1-like. Gene Ontology annotation, molecular function: sequence-specific DNA binding; DNA-binding transcription factor activity. The transcript has a single exon. The coding region runs from base 714 to 1379 and encodes 221 amino acids. Gene Ontology annotation, cellular component: nucleus. The record is from RefSeq and is a predicted model, not a curated record. NCBI's taxonomy places the organism in Eukaryota, Viridiplantae, Streptophyta, Magnoliopsida, Caryophyllales, Amaranthaceae.